Amyelois transitella is the source of this 1194-nucleotide messenger RNA. RefSeq names its product serine protease inhibitor 77Ba-like (gene serpin-32). Gene Ontology annotation, molecular function: serine-type endopeptidase inhibitor activity. The transcript has a single exon. The coding region runs from base 1 to 1194 and encodes 397 amino acids. NCBI's taxonomy places the organism in Eukaryota, Metazoa, Arthropoda, Insecta, Lepidoptera, Pyralidae. The record is from RefSeq and is a predicted model, not a curated record.
AUGUGGAAGGUCAUCGUUCUUAUAUUUGGAGUUGUAUCAGCAGCACCGACUAGUGAAGAAACGCUCAACUUCGUACCUUUAAAUGAGUUCGCUUUGACACUUCUAGACAAUACAUACGGCGAACAAUCACAGUUAGGAAGAAAGAAUGUGGCUAUAUCACCAUUGUCAGUGUGGAGUGUCUUCUCUUUGCUAGCAGAAGGAUCUUCAGGAGAAACGUUUCAUGAAUUAAUGAAAGGAUUGAAAUUGCCAGGAGAUUUGAGAGCGACACAAGCGUUACACUUCGGCGCGAGGAGCAUUUUGAAGAGAAAAGACAGGGAUGUUGUUUUGAAUGGACAAUCUGCUAUGUUUUCUGACUGCAGUCUCAUCAUUCAUCCUGAAUUUUGCGCAGCAGCACUGGGAUAUGACACAGACAUUUAUGCAGUGGAUGCAAGCAACACAACAAAGCUUGCUAAUGAUAUAAAUUAUUACGUAUGUGUUGCUACUGAAGGCAGAAUUUUCAAUGCAGUGAAACCGGAGUUUUUGGAAAAUCUAAAGAUGGUUUUAGUUGAUGCUGUUUAUUUCAAAGCGAAUUGGACUACACCAUUCAAUCCUUCGCAGACAAGGAAGGAAACUUUCUACAGCAGUCAAGGGAAGUCAAUAGGAUCAGUGAAUAUGAUGUACCACAAAGCCCAUCAUCAACUUGCGGAUGUAGAAGAAAUUGGAGCUCAAGUUUUAGAACUGACAUACGGAGAAAACGAACAGUUUUCUAUGAUGAUUCUACUACCUUCAGAUGGGAUACCAAUAAAAACUCUAUUGAGUAACUUGGCAUCACAGCCUACAAGUUGGAUGGAUGCGUUAAAAAACUCAGGAAGUGCAAGCAUCGAUUGUUAUAUUCCUAGAUUCAAAAUUUCAUCACAAACGGAUUUAAUACCGCCAAUGCAAUACUCUGGAAUACUUUCGAUCUUUGAUGUAAACAAGGCUCAGCUACCAGGCAUUUCAGAUGUGCCUUUAUUCGUUUCAAAGACUAUACAAAAUGUUGAAAUUGAUGUGAAUGAAAGUGGUACGGUGGCGGCGUCUUCAACUGUUGUUGGUUUAGAGAAUAGAGUGUUAGGUCAAAGGUUUGAAGCCAAUAAAGAGUUUGUGUUUCUUAUUGUUGAAAGAAAAAGUGGUGUUAUACUGUUUGCUGGUGUUUAUGAAGAUCCAUCUCUAGUUUAA